Molecule: messenger RNA, 1647 nt
Organism: Meleagris gallopavo (turkey)
Lineage: Eukaryota; Metazoa; Chordata; Aves; Galliformes; Phasianidae
Gene: YJEFN3
Product: YjeF N-terminal domain containing 3
Cellular component (GO): mitochondrion
Molecular function (GO): NAD(P)HX epimerase activity
Source: RefSeq, a predicted model, not a curated record
GUGUGAGGAACCCCCCGGCAGCACGGAUCCUCCUCCUGCAGAACCCUGCGCCUCAUGCGGCAGAACCUGGACGAGGAGGCCAAGAUCAUGAAGGACGUUCCCGGUUGGAAGGUUGGCGAGUCCCUGUUCCACACCGACCGCUGGGUGCCCCCGACUUUGGAUGAGCUCUACUACCUGCGCCCGACUGCUGAGAUGGACAACGAGAAGUUUGGGCUGCAGUACUACGUCUGAUUGGCGGCCCCACGGGGCUGCGGGGGGCUCAGCAUUAAACCCGUGCGGGUACCCGGCGAGCUGUGUGUGCUCCACUCCUUUCUCCCUGGUCGGAAACCUCGUGGGGCACUCCCUGCCUGGCAGCACCAUGAGGCUGCAGCAGAGCUGUGUGGGGUGGGAUCGGGGUGCUGCCCGUGUCUUUGUUGCUGGGGCUGCUGGUGGUGGUGGUGGUGGAAGCAGGGGAAGGGCUGUGAGGGGCUGCCGUUGCCCCAAGUUCCCAGUGGGGCUGAGUGCCCGCAGUCACAGUGGGAAAGGGUCCCUCGGCGUCGCAGUUGUUGGGGUUUGGAGGUCCCAAGGACUUUGAGGGCACCCCUCUUGCAGCGUCUGCAGGGAGCGGGGCUGAAAUCCCGCUGGGUUCUGGUGCUUGGAAGGCGGAAGGCGCCGUGUCCUGGGAGGGCUCGGGCAUCCCUGGCGCUUCCACACUGCCUGCGGGUUUCUCUGCAGCCCUCCCGGCAGCACCGCCCGCGGGGGACAAGAGUGGCGGGGGGAGCCCGGCUGGGGCGGGGGCAGCCAGAGCCGCCUCCCACCGGGCGGCACCGCACAGCGCCGUAAGGACCAUCGCUGCCGCUGCUCCCGCAGGGCUCAUCCCGCUCUUCCCGUCCCGGUCGGUGCCCACCAUGAGCUCCGUUCCCGGUCCCUCCCGGGAGCCCCCGCGAUACCUCAGCAAGGCGGAGGCGGAGGCUAUCGAGAAGGAGCUGCUGGAGGAUUACCGCUUCGGGCGGCAGCAGCUGAUCGAGAUCUGGGGACACGCCUGUGCCGUGGCCGUCACCAAGGCCUUCCCUCUGCCAUCCCUCCCACGGAAGCAGCCCACAGUGCUGGUGGUGUGCGGCCCUGCACAGAACGGGGCCAUCGGGCUGGUGUGCGCACGGCACCUGCGCAUCUUUGACUAUGAGCCCACCAUCUUCUACCCCAAACGCUCCCUGGACCCCCUGUACCGGGACUUCACCACUCAGUGUGAGAAGAUGGACAUCCCCUUCCUCUCGUACCUCCCCACCGAGGUGCAGCUGAUCAAUGAUGCCUACAAUGCGGUGGUGGAUGCAGUGCUGGGGGCUGAGGCGGAGCUGGGUGAGGGCAGGGGGCCGUGUGCUGGCAUCCUUGCCACCCUAAAACACGUCCGCAUCCCCAUUGUCAGCCUGGAUGUGCCCUCAGGGUGGGAUGUGGAGGCGGGCAGCAGUGGUGGGAUCAGCCCUGACGUGCUGGUGUCCCUGAUGGCCCCCAAGCAAUGCGCCCGCCGCUUCCUGGGCCGUCAGCACUUCGUGGCCGGCCGCUUCGUGCCCUACGACGUGCAGAAGAAGUUUGAGCUCAACCCUCCUGAGUACCCGGGCACUGAGUGCGUGGUGGCCCUGAGUGCCCCGCAAUAAAGUGCUGGGACUGCUG